Eublepharis macularius is the source of this 3697-nucleotide messenger RNA. It is a transcript of the gene PTDSS2, whose product is annotated as phosphatidylserine synthase 2. Lineage: Eukaryota; Metazoa; Chordata; Lepidosauria; Squamata; Eublepharidae. Gene Ontology annotation, biological process: phosphatidylserine biosynthetic process. Gene Ontology annotation, molecular function: L-serine-phosphatidylethanolamine phosphatidyltransferase activity. The coding region runs from base 138 to 1610 and encodes 490 amino acids. The transcript has 12 exons. The record is from RefSeq and is a predicted model, not a curated record.
GCGGCGAGGAGGCUCCUUAGGCGAGUUGUUGGCAGUCUCUGGCUGUUGUUGCCUGUCUGAUGGGGCCGGCGGAGGGUCAUGCCUGGUGUGCGCCCGGAGUCAACUGAGCACCCUUGUUUCUUCCUCUCAUUCCCGUCAUGAGGCGCAGUGAGCGUAGGAGUCACGGAGCGGGGCCCGGCAAGGCAGCAUUAGAGGAGCAGCUCAACGGCGGCGCAGUCCCCGUUAUUGCGGGGGCUUCUGGGCUUCGUGGAGACUCGCUGGCAACCAGUCCCCCGGCUGUUACUCAUGGGGCCCGGCGCAGCACGGAGUCUGAGGUGUACGACGACGGGACCAACACUUUCUUCUGGCAAGCACACACGUUAACAGUCCUGUUUAUCCUUACUUGUACCCUGGGAUAUGUGACCUUGCUUGAAGAAACUCCUCAGGAUACAGCCUACAACACAAAAAGAGGUAUUGUUGCCAGCAUUUUAGUCUUCUUGUGUUUUGGAGUCACUCAGGCUAAAGAUGGGCCAUUUUCAAGACCUCAUCCAGCCUACUGGAGGUUCUGGCUAUGUGUCAGUGUUGUGUAUGAGCUUUUCCUCAUCUUCAUACUCUUUCAGACUGUACAUGAUGGAAGACAGUUCAUGAAAUUCAUCGACACAAAUUUAGGAGUCCCCUUGCCAGAAAGAGACUAUGGUGGAAAUUGCCUCAUAUAUGAUCCAGGCAAUGAGACUGAUCCAUUUCAUAAUGUCUGGGACAAACUGGAUGGCUUUGUUCCUGCUCAUUUUCUUGGCUGGUAUAUAAAGACACUUAUGAUUCGCGAUUGGUGGAUGUGCAUGAUCAUCAGCGUAAUGUUUGAAUUUCUGGAGUACAGUCUAGAGCAUCAGCUUCCAAACUUCAGUGAAUGUUGGUGGGACCAUUGGAUUAUGGAUGUACUCUUAUGCAAUGGACUUGGCAUUUACUGUGGAAUGAAGACUUUAGGAUGGCUUUCCUUGAAAACAUAUAAAUGGCAAGGGCUUUGGAACAUACCCACUUAUAAAGGUAAAAUGAAGAGAAUUGCCUUCCAGUUCACACCAUAUAGUUGGGUUAAAUUUGAAUGGAAGCCAGCAUCCAGCCUUCGCAGAUGGCUAGCAGUCUGUGGUAUUAUGUUUAUAUUUUUAUUAGCAGAGUUGAAUACUUUUUACUUGAAGUUUGUCCUCUGGAUGCCUCCAGAACACUACUUGGUCCUGCUGCGACUUGUCUUUUUUGUAAAUGUGGGUGGUGUAGCCAUGAGAGAAAUCUAUGAUUUCAUGGAUGACCCGAAAUUCCAUAAGAAGUUGGGUCAGCAAGCUUGGCUGGUUGCUGCUAUCACAGCCACAGAAUUCCUUAUAGUGGUAAAAUAUGAUCCAUACACCUUAACACUGUCGCUUCCUUUCUACAUUACUCAGUGCUGGAUCCUUGGAAUCAUGCUUGUGCUUGUAUGGACAGUAUGGCGCUUCUUCAUUCGCGACAUCACCUUGCGGUACAAAGAGAUAAGAAGGCAAAAGCAAGAACACAGAUACGGGAAGGACAAGGGUCUGAGCAAUGGUGAUGGACAUGCAGCUUUGGCAGAUGAGCACAGUGGGAAUAAACUGAGAGAGAAAAAACUUUGAACUAGAGUAACAAAUUAAGGGCUAAGAGGAGUCCAUCUAACUUGACUUGCAAGUUUAACCCUACCUAAUUUUCUAAGUUUCAAUGUUUUCUCAUGUGUGAGAAGCCAGUUGGGAAAGAUGCCAUCUAAUCUUGUUUGCGGAAGACGUUUACAGCUGACAUUAUAAGCAAUUUCCCCCCCAACAAGGGGGCCUCCAUCUGAGUGUGUGUUUAAAUGUGUGUGUCACCUUACAAAAAGAAAGAUUAGGAAGGCUUGAACAGGUGCAAAGGAAUUCAGUGGCCCCAAUUCUGGAACACUGUUACUGCUUGGGGCGUCAAGAACACAUAUUAUGGAAUUAUGUGCACUGUGAAGAACAGUUGGACAUUUUCUGCUGAAACAACUACCAUGAACUGUAGUGUAAUACUCAUGUCCUUUUGAUUCUUAUUCGCCUAUUUAGGGGAAUUAUCAGCAAGAUAAAUGAAGGGUCAUGAUUGAAGCAUGAGAACAAACUGCAUAACUUGCACAACCUACUAUUAUGAUCACCCCAGAAGUCCUGUUUCUUGAUGCUUGUUCCUCAAAGCAAAGGUGCAUUACCUUGAAGCAGCCUGCUACUUUUAUAUGGCAUAAUAUUGAUAACAAAUACCUCUUAGUCCGUCUUUAUCUUGGUCAUCUCUUUAGGUCAACAAGGUCCAUUAGCUAAACAGAGCAAGUGAAAGCUAAAACAAGCAGAAAAGAGCUAAUCCACCAAAGGUGUGUGUUCUUUGCCUUAUUCCUCCAGCACUGCUUUCUGCUCUCCUAGGCUGUGCUUGCUUCAGUCAUGGAUCCCCAUUAUGCAAGGCAGAGAGUGUUGUACGGUUCUCCUGAGUAGAUUUAAGUGCAUUAAAUACUGUAGGGAUGGGAAUAAGCAACUGCAGCGUACACAAUCAUCCCUUGAAUGAUUGGCAGCUACAGCUGACAACAUCACCUGAGAGCCUCUAGUUCAAGGAUGCUGGCUGUCUUGUGUUUAUCUCGCCUCCCAGAACAAAGCUUGGGCGAAACAGUGUCCAUGUUUAUAAACACCUUUUCUAUGAUGAUAGUUGUUGUCAUCAUAGGUACUUGUUGCACAUUCCUAAAACAGCUAUGCGGGUUUUCCUUUAUGUGGAACACUGAAUUAAAUUUUAACUCAUCAGUCUUAAGUUUGUUGGAACUUCUAGAAUUUAUUUUGAAAUAAGUAUAAGCUAAACAUUCUAAGCCUUGUCUUGCCACCCCCCUGCCCCAAAAAAUCUCUAAAAAUGCUGCUGGUUAAAGCACAAUGCACAGACCUUGACUUCCUUUCAGUUGAUACUUGAAUGGUAAAAGUCUGCCUUUUCCUUGUUUCUACAAAGACACUAAUAUAUUUUUCUUUUAAACAAUGGACACUUUCAGCAGAGCAAAAUAAAAACAUUUCCAUUUAAAUGAAUUUUUCAAAGUUCAGCAAAUGAAGCAAUCUUUAGCACAUAACAAGUGAAGGAACUCAUCUUCAUGAUCAGUAUAAGGAAGAUCACAUGAAGGUUAUUGAAUUAUGUAUAAGAUAAUGUUAAGACAUUGAAUGGCUGCUGUUUAAAAUUAAAAUUUAUCUGCUGUUCAGUAAUAUACUGUGGGCUGUAACUAGACAUUAACAGACUUCUCUUAAGGGCAUAUGCUGAGUUGAGCUGGUAUGCAUAAGAAGCCUUUCCUACAUAUGAAUGCAGUACAUUUUUGAAACUGUUCAGGUUCAUUUUGUACCUGUCUUGUGAACUAACUAGAGAUAGUACGUGUGCUGGUGUGACCCCAGUUUUACAAGGCUUGCAUAGGCAUGUAGUCUGUUCUUGUACUAGUGAAUUCUGCCCUUGUAAUUUUGUGUUGUAAUGUUCUCUGUGUAAUUCUGAUGGUAGCAAGUGCAAUGGAAAGAACUUGAUAAGAGUUUUUAAUUUUCUUUUGUUACAUAAAAUUUGAAGAAUAAGAGGCAGGGAAACUGUUUCCCAUGUUAAAGUUGACCUACACUCAAGCUUACUUUUAUACUGAUCUUUGUUCAUUGAAAUACUGAGUUUUGCAGUUAGUCUGUAUAACUGAACAGGUGUAAUAAAAAGAUGUUUGCUGAUGUAUCUUGGA